AUGAGCAUGUCGGUGCUAAGGAGCCGGGGAAAGAAGGGGUUGCCACUUCUGCAACCGAUCACCAGUUGCAUUGUCUGUAGCCGAGGAAUCCCCAGUCGCUGCAUAUCUGAGACAUUUUUUGUACGAGAUGGCUACGCAAGCAGUGCAGACGGCGGCUAUGGCGAGUACUUCAACUGGAUUAUGGUCACCCCUGACCAUAAUACGGCAGACACGUACUACCGCAUCCUCCAACAGGUGAAAUCCAUCACUCAAUCUGAUGCCAACGGUACACCAGGCGCAAAAGUUGACAUCACCUCCGGCUAA
Molecule: messenger RNA, 303 nt
Organism: Penicillium soppii
Lineage: Eukaryota; Fungi; Ascomycota; Eurotiomycetes; Eurotiales; Aspergillaceae
Exons: 1
Coding region: 1-303 (100 amino acids)
Source: RefSeq, a predicted model, not a curated record